AUGAGUGACCUUGGAAGAAAAGACAUUAGCGACAAACUCACCGAGACCGUGAAGCCAGACUCUGAGAAGAGCGCUUACGAGAAGACCAAGGAGCAAGUCACAGACCAGGCAGACAAACUUGCCUCGAAAGUGACACCAGACAACCAAAAGUCAUUCACACAGACUUUGGGCGACAAGGCUCAAUCAGGCUCUGACAAGGCCAAGUCCGAGGUCGACGAGAACCAGAGCAGUUUGGCCGACACCGCCAACCAAUAUCUGGAUGCCGGUAAGGAGAAGCUGAAUGAGGCUGUCGAGUACGUCUCUGGCGCUCUCUCUGGUGCUAAGGAGGGUGCUGACUCCACCAAGAAAUAA
This is a messenger RNA of Ogataea angusta, 351 nucleotides long. RefSeq lists its product as uncharacterized. The transcript has a single exon. Bases 1 to 351 code for a protein of 116 amino acids. NCBI's taxonomy places the organism in Eukaryota, Fungi, Ascomycota, Pichiomycetes, Pichiales, Pichiaceae. The record is from RefSeq and is a predicted model, not a curated record.